CCGUGCCCGCCCCGCGGACGUGGCGCUGCGCUGGCGCUGCGGUGCGCGUGCGCGGUGUGCGGCUGCGGCGCGGGCAGGAUGGUGCUGCUGGAGAGCGAGCAGUUCCUGACGGAGCUUACCAGGCUGUUCCAGAAGUGCAGAACUUCCGGGAGUGUUUUCAUAACGCUGAAGAAAUAUGAUGGCCGAACAAAACCAGUCCCACGCAAAGGCCACGUAGAAAGUUUUGAACCAGCAGACAAUAAGUGUCUUCUAAGGGCAACUGAUGGAAAGAAGAAAAUUAGCACAGUGGUGAGCUCAAAGGAAGUAAAUAAAUUCCAGAUGGCAUAUUCAAAUCUGCUGAGGGCUAACAUGGAUGGCUUGAAGAAAAAAGACAAGAAAAGCAAAACCAAGAAAAGUAAAGCAACACAGUGACAGAACAGUGUCCUACCAUCACCAUAACAGACCUGACCCUCACUCAAAGCAAAGUCCAUUUCUUUUUGAGUUACCACUUGUCUUUGGCUUUCCUUCCAGCAGGAUACUGGGAUAUGAUCAGUACUUUUGUUUAAACUGGCAGCAGAGGUGCUUUCUUUGGAUUGUUGUAUGGCCAGGAGUAUGUACAGUGUUAUACUAAAAUAGCUUUAGAAGUUUUGUACUUAUACUGCUGCUGUUUGUAAAACCUGUUUGGGGGGGUAACAGAGGGUGAAGAGAAAUGCACCACACCAGAAACAAAAUAAGACUGGAGGAGGAGUCCCGGUGACAGAUGCCCAAUUUCAUACCUGAGCCUCAGUAAUAACAGGGAGAGCAGGUGCCAACAUAUUAUCAGGAACAGCUGCUUUCCUGUUUGUGUGUCUUAAUCUGAGGGACAUGUCUACAUCAUGCAGUGUGGAUAUCCUUAAGGCAGCCAGCACAAUGCUGGAGCUCUUGCAGAGCCAGGCAGCUGUGCCUUUACUCCAUGCUGACCAAGUUGUGCUGUCCCUGGGUGGGAAGAGGGUAGGACUUUGCAUCAUGUUCCCUUCAGACAUGGCUUUAAAAAUGCUCAUGUCAUCUAAACUGUUAUUUUUUUUAAACGUCAUCCUUCAAUAUAUUUGGGGAUCUGAAUUUUCCUUCCUUCAUAUGAGCAGAUGUAAAAAUACUUAAUUGUUCCUAUUAAACAUAAUGAAAAAUGGAUUUGGUUGUAAUGACUUGUCUCAGUGAAUAGCUAGGAAUGGCACAGUUAUCUGUGCCUUUAGGAUUCACUCUGCUGAUGCUGCUUUGGGUGUUGCUCUUACAACUUUCACACUUCUGAGAAGUUCUUGGGUUUUUCUUUAAAGUUACCUCUACGUAUUUUAACUCUGCAUUCCUCUUUACUAAAAGAGCAGAGCAGAAAUUAGUAAGCAGGUAUUUCUUAGUGCAAUGAGCCUGCAGUGCUAAGGGCAGUCAUUUGAGUUAGAGAAGGAAAGAAGUGUAAGCUGUUUAAACACCAGUAUAUUUCCAGAAAUCCCUAACAUUUCUGCAUAUUCAUGCCAGUAUUUGAUGUGAAAUACUAUUCACAGUUAACUAUGGCUGCUGUAUCCUAUCUUCAGAUUCUCAGCUUCAUUUUUCCUGAUGGGGUUGUGCUACUUGCUUCAAGAAGAUAAUUAUAAUAUUCCCAUCAUUACUGACUUCAAACUUAAUCUGACAACCCAGGCUAGAAAUGAAUGUCUGAAGUCUUGUUUGGACCUAGGAACAAAAGAUGGGCAAAAGUAAAAUACCCUGCUUGUGUGAUAAUGGGUCGUAAGUGCUGAUUUUCUAUUUCACAGAUGAGAACAGAAGAGGCUGCUUCUAACACAAGGUGUAGAACUAUAUAGUAUUUAAAUUAAAAUUCAUGCUUAAUAUAAUUUCCAGUAACAACGUCACAAUAAUCCUUGAGAGAGGAAGGAGACUGGGGCUAAGCCACUCUCGCAGCAAUUGUAAACACUUGCCAACACUGGCACGGUGCUAAAGCUGACAGAACCAACCACACGUUACAACGUGGGUGCUCACAUACCUAAUGAAAACUGCCUUUCUGUUUCUGUGCAGAGGAUAACUUGUCACAGGAACGUGAGAACCUGUGACUGGAUACCGUGAAUCAUCUCUAGCUGAAGGAGGACUGAUUUUGAAAGUCAAACCAAAAAAUGGGUCAUGCCUUGUAACGCUUUUCCAGAGCAAGCUAAUGGUCCUGCGAAGGUAGCACUUUACAAAUGUAGUUGCAGCCUUGCAUUAUGUUGUCUUUUCUACCUUGGAAAAGUUGCUUUUACAUAUUCAGAACUUAAAAUAGUAAGUCUAUUUAGCUCAAAGCUCAGAGAAUAACAUUCAUUCGUUUAUUUGGGUUUCCAGAACUAUUUAUAGGGGAGAUUUUUUUGUUGCACAUCCAAGUUGGGUGGAGAAGAUUACAGUUCUGGUUUAUCAUAUACUCUAAAUAUCUUGAAGUUAAUAAUCCUAAAGGAGAAAACUCUGAGUUUGUUUCCAGCAUCACUGAAUCUCUUCUACAUUACUAUAAUGUAAUGUUUUAGGCAGGGUUGUGGGUUUUGAUUUUGUUUUUGGUUGGUUGGUUUGGGGUUUUUUUAAAGCUGCAAUUUUUUCUUAGGCCUUUAGUUUUAAGACAACAGAAUGAAAUAAAAUACAUAGAGUAUCUGUUACAAACAUACUGCUAAUUAGAAGUAUGAUGAACUUGCACCUUUGUGCUGGUUUUGGCUGGGUUAACUUUCUUCACAGUGGCUAGCAUGGGGCUGUGUUUUUGUAUUUGUGCUGUAUCAGGACUGAAAAUACAGACAUGUUUUUUUUUUUUUUGCUGAGCAGGGCUUACACAGAGCCAAGGCCUUUUCUGCUUUUUGUACUGCCAUGCUGGCAAGGGGGCUUGGGGCGCUGGGAGGAGACACAGCCAGGACAGGUGACCCAAACUGACCAAAGGGAUAUUCCACACCAUAUAACAUCAUGCUCAGUACAUGAAGCGAGGGGAAUGGGGGGGACCUUUGGAGUGAUGGUGUUUGCCUUCUCAAGUAACUGUUACACGUGAAGGGGCCCUGCUCUCCUGGGGAUGACUGAACACCUGCCUGCCCAUGGGAAGCAGUGAAUGAAUUCCUUGUUCUGCUUUGCUUGUGUGUGCAGAUUUGCUUUCCCUAUUAAAAUGUCUUUAUUUCA
Messenger RNA from Myiozetetes cayanensis, 3117 nucleotides. It is a transcript of the gene SRP14, whose product is annotated as signal recognition particle 14. The record is from RefSeq and is a predicted model, not a curated record. Bases 79 to 411 code for a protein of 110 amino acids. The transcript is spliced from 6 exons. Gene Ontology annotation, molecular function: 7S RNA binding; endoplasmic reticulum signal sequence receptor activity. Gene Ontology annotation, cellular component: signal recognition particle, endoplasmic reticulum targeting. Gene Ontology annotation, biological process: SRP-dependent cotranslational protein targeting to membrane. Lineage: Eukaryota; Metazoa; Chordata; Aves; Passeriformes; Tyrannidae.